UUGUAAAUGAAUUAUAUUUAAACAUAUUUUGGGGUCAAAGUUUACUUCGCUGCACUUCAAUUUUUUGACCUGCAAAACUGGCUAAAGGAAACGAUUUUGUACGGUGUGACUGUGUCGGGUGAAAGGUCAAGCGGCCAUCUUUGAAGAGAUCCAGAGACUUUUAGAAAGACAGCUGGCUGACGGAGUGACGGUAUAGCGACAUUUUCCUUAGUUAACGUCCAAGAAACAGUUGUGGGGUGAGGCAUAUCAAAGAGAGACCUCUGGGCACAUCAUGUCAUCAUUUUCUGAGUCUGCGUUGGAGAAGAAGCUUUCGGAGCUCAGCAACUCUCAGCAGAGCGUUCAGACGCUGUCUCUGUGGAUCAUUCAUCAUCGCAAACACUCGUCGCUCAUCGUCAAAGUAUGGCACAGAGAACUGAAGAAAGCAAAAAGCAGCAGGAAGUUGACUUUCCUUUAUCUUGCCAAUGACGUGAUUCAAAACAGCAAGAAGAAAGGUCCAGAGUUCGCCAAAGACUUUGAGACGGUCCUUGUUGAUGCUUGCUCUCAUGUUGCAAGAGAGGCUGAUGAUGGCUGUAGAAGACCCAUGGACAGGCUGCUCACUAUCUGGCAGGAGCGCAGCCUCUACAAGGUAGAGUUCAUCCAGCAGCUGAAGCUCGCCAUCGAAGACUCUAACAGCCCCCAACACCAACCCACAGAAGAGAAGAAGGCCCCUAAACGGACCUAUCAGAAAAUCCAGGAGCUGGAAGAAGAGGAAGAAGAUGAUGACUACAGGGGCCACAUGUCCCCACAGGAUUCAGACAUCUCAGGGCCACAGCUGACGGAGGAGCUGGUCAAAGCCCUGCAGGACCUGGAGAAUGCGGCCUCGGGUGAUGCUGCUGUGCGCCAGAAGAUUGCCUCUCUGCCACAGGAGGUGCAGGAUGUGUCCCUGCUAGAGAAGAUCACUGAUAAGGAGGCAGCUGAUAAACUGUCCAAGACGGUGGAUGAGGCCUGUCUACUGCUGGCUGAGUAUAACGGACGUCUGGCUGCUGAACUGGAGGACAGGAGGCAGCUGGCGCGCAUGCUGACAGAGUACAUCGGUAGCCAGAAGGAAGCCCUCACCGAGAGGGAGAAGAAACUGGAGGAGUUCAAACAGAAGCUGGCACGGGUCACCCAGGUGCGCAAGGACCUGAAGUCCCACAUCCAGAGCCUGCCUGACCUCUCUCUGCUGCCCAAUGUGACGGGAGGUCUGGCCCCUCUACCCUCUGCUGGAGACCUGUUCUCCACCGACUGAGCUCCCUGCCACACCCUGCCUCUUGCCAGGGCACACACUGUUGAACCUGCUCUCUAGCUACUGAACCCUAGGGAGAGACUCAGAGGGACAGUGGAAGCUUGGGGACAUCCCUGGUGGGAGAGACAAUGGUUGUUGAUGAUUCCGUUCCACCAGCUUGGACAAAUAUCUCCUGUUUGUUUUUAUUCUGAAUGCCAGUCGAACACCAGCUAACUGAUUCUGCGUUGGAAAGAAGAGAAGUGUUGGUCAUCAGCCAAUCCCCAUUUUUCUGCGUUUUUGUGCUCGUAUGGUGGGAUGGUGGCUCACACACCCACUAGAUCUUUGUGAAGAGAUGCAUCUCGUUUAUUUUAAUGGCUUUAAAGUUGGUUGAUUUUGUAAUGUUGGGGAGGGGGGAUGUUUUUCUAUGUAGGUUAUAUUUUGGUUGUGAUGUUAUUUUCAUCUUCCAUAAUUCCAGCUCAACACACAACAGUAUCCUUCUUUUCAGGUCUGUCAUCAAACAUGUUUUGAAUUGUAUGCAUACCAAUCAUCAGUCGAUACCAUUACAACCAUGUGUUAGUUUUUCUCAAUCCAAUGUGAAAUAUUUUAGCCCUCAGACAUGUGGUUGAUAGAAGUUAUUAGCAAACUUGGGGCAGAUGGAGACACUGACUUACAGUCACUUGGAAACACGUGUCCAUAAAAUGGUCUUUGAUGAUUGCAUCACUUGGUACAAAUGUCAAACUAACUAGCAGACUGAUGCUUUUCAGGACUUGGCCACCAAUUAGUCAGCAUUAUUCAGACUUGACAGAGUAUCAGAAUCUGAACUGGCUCAUUCUGUCACUGCUGCAGUCCUUCCUUCCUUAGGAGUCAAUCGUUAACUCAGUUUUACAAUGGUUGACAAUCUGAUUUCUGUGAUCUCUUUAGUUUGGGUGAUGCAUCCUGGGAGAUAAGUGCUUGCCAAUGUUACAGAAUGCAGUAGGAGUAAUAGAAGGACAUCUGCCCCAAGAAAUGAUGCUUUGCAGAUGAUGUACUAAAGCAGUAGUUUUUCAGUAAUAAAACAAAUCCAUGGAUACAAAUAAAAUUGAACAAUUGGAAAAGAAAA
Molecule: messenger RNA, 2342 nt
Organism: Salvelinus sp. IW2-2015
Lineage: Eukaryota; Metazoa; Chordata; Actinopteri; Salmoniformes; Salmonidae
Gene: rprd1b
Product: regulation of nuclear pre-mRNA domain containing 1B
Biological process (GO): mRNA 3'-end processing
Molecular function (GO): RNA polymerase II complex binding
Source: RefSeq, a predicted model, not a curated record